AUGUCUCUCUUAUUUUGCCAUCAAUGUGAAGUAUCUUCUCCCCAUCAAGUGGGUGUAUCUCAGGCUACAAUAGGUGAAUCUCUGGCUACAAUAGGUGUAUCUCAGGCUACAAUAGGUGCAUCUCAGGCUACAAUAGAUGUAUCUCUGGCUACAAUAGGUGCAUCUCAGGCUACAAUAGGUGCAUCCCGGGCUACAAUAGGUGCAUCUCGGGCUACAAUAGGUGCAUCCCGGGCUACAAUAGGUGUAUCUCAGGCUACAAUAGAUGUAUCUCGGGCUACAAUAGGUGUAUCUCUGGCUACAAUAGGUGCAUCUCAGGCUACAAUAGGUGCAUCUCAGGCUACAAUAGGUGCAUCCCGGGCUACAAUAGGUGCAUUUCAUGCUACAAUAGAUGCAUCUCAGGCUACAAUAGGUGCAUCUCAGGCUACAAUAGGUGUAUCUCAGGCUACAAUAGGUGCAUUUCAUGCUGCAAUAGGUGUAUCUCAGGCUAAAAUAGGCGUAUAUCUGGCUACAAUAGGUGCUUCUCACGCUAUAAUAGAUGUAUCCCGGGCUGCAUUAGGUGCAUAUCAGGCUACAAUAGGUGUAUCUCAGGCUACAAUAGGUGUAUCUCAGGCUACAAUAGGUGCAUUUCAGGCUACAAUAGGUGCAUUUCAUGCUGCAAUAAGUGUAUCUCAGGCUAAAAUAGGUGUAUAUCAGACUACAAUAGGUGCAUCUCAAGCUACAAUAGGUGCUUCUCGGGAUAUAAUAGAUGUAUCUCAGACUACAAUGGGUGUAUCUCAGGCUACAAUAGGUGCAUCCCGGGCUACAUUAGGUGCAUCUCAGGCUACAAUAGGUACAUCUGAAGCUACAAUAGGUGCAUCCUGGGCUACAAUAUGUGCAUUUCAGGCUACAAUAGGUGCAUCUCAGGCUAAAAUAGGUGUAUCUCUGGCUACAAUAGGUGCAUCUCGGGCUACAAUAUGUACAUCCCAGGCUACAAUAGGUGUAUCUCAAGCUACAAUAUAUGUAUAUCAGGCUACAAUAGGUGCAUCUCAGGCUACAAUAGGUGUAUCUCAGGCUACAAUAGGUGUAUCUCUGGCUACAAUACGUGCAUCUCAGGCUACUAUAGGUGUAUCUCAGGCUAUAAUAGGUGCAUCUCAGGCUAUAAUAGGUGCAUAUCAGGCUUCAUUAGGUGCAUCUCGGGCUACAAUAGGUACAUCUCAGGCUACAAUAGGUGCAUCCCGGGCUACAAUAGGUGCAUUUCAUGCUACAAUAGGUGUAUCUCAGGCUAAAAUAGGUGUAUAUCUGGCUACAAUAGGUGCAUCUCGGGCUACAAUAGGUGCUUCUCACGCUAUAAUAGAUGUAUCUCGGGCUGCAGCAGGUGCAUCUCAGGCUACAAUAGGUGCUUCUCGGGAUAUAAUAGAUGUAUCUCAGACUACAAUAGGUGUAUCUCAGGCUACAAUAGGUGCAUCCUGUGAUAUAAUAGGUGCAUCUCAGGCUACAUUAGGUGCAUCUCGGGCUACAAUAGGUGCAUCCCGGGCUACAAUAUGUGCAUUUCAGGCUACAAUGGGUGCAUCUCAGGCUAAAAUAGGUGUAUAUCUGGCUACAAUAGGUGUAUCUCAGUCUACAAUAGGUCCAUCUCGGGCUACAAUAGGUACAUCUCAGGCUACAAUAGGUGUAUCUCAAGCUACAAUAUAUGUAUAUCAGGCUACAAUAGUUGCAUCUCAGGCUACAAUAGGUGUAUCUCAGGGUACAAUAGGUGUAUCUCAGGCUAAAAUAGGUGUAUCUCUGGCUACAAUAGGUGCAUCUCGGGCUACACAUAGGUGCAUCCGGGCUACAAUAGGUGCAUCUCAGUCUACAGUAGGUGUAUCUCUGGCUACAAUAGGUGCAUCUCAGGCUACAAUAGGUGCAUACCGGGCUACAAUAGGUGCAUCUCAGUUUACAGUAGGUGUAUCUCUGGCUACAAUAGGUGCAUCUCAGGCUACAAUAGGUGCAUCCCGGGCUACAAUAGGUGCAUCUCAGUCUACAAUAGGUGCAUCUCAGGCUACAAUAGGUGCAUCCCGGGCUACAAUAGGUGCAUCUCAGAAAAGCUGA
This is a messenger RNA of Saccoglossus kowalevskii, 2067 nucleotides long. RefSeq lists its product as uncharacterized. NCBI's taxonomy places the organism in Eukaryota, Metazoa, Hemichordata, Enteropneusta, Harrimaniidae. The record is from RefSeq and is a predicted model, not a curated record.